Messenger RNA from Paralichthys olivaceus (Japanese flounder), 1180 nucleotides. RefSeq names its product zinc finger, matrin-type 5 (gene zmat5). Gene Ontology annotation, molecular function: zinc ion binding. Gene Ontology annotation, cellular component: U12-type spliceosomal complex. NCBI's taxonomy places the organism in Eukaryota, Metazoa, Chordata, Actinopteri, Pleuronectiformes, Paralichthyidae. The record is from RefSeq and is a predicted model, not a curated record.
CUUCCGCUUCGGGAACAGGAAGCGACCGGGAGACGUAAAUAAAGAUCCCGCAGAGACGCAGCGCGUUUUACAUUUUACUUUGCUUCAAAGAGGGAAGAUAAAGCACAGAGGAGGACAUCACAGCUCCAUUAAUGAGGUUUAAAAGGUGACAUUGUGGUUUGAACACAGAACUUGCACCAUGGGGAGGAGAUACUACUGUGACUACUGCGACAGGUCCUUUCAGGACAACAUGCAUAACAGGAAGAAACAUCUGAAUGGAGUCCAGCAUCACAGAGCUAAAAAGGCCUGGUAUGAUCAUUUCAGAGACUUAGCAGCCAUUCUGCAGGAUGAGCAAGCAAAGAAACCGUGCAGGAAGUUUCUCCAAAAAGGAAUUUGUGAUUUUGGGCCAAACUGCAGGUUUUCUCACAUGUCUGAAGAGGAUCUGUUUAACCUAAAAACACAAGUGGAAGAUGAGAGACAGCACAGAGAGGAUUCUCUGGACAGAAGGAAGUCGGGGCGAAGUGUAGAAGAUUGGCUUUCUAGGAGGGAAAAGAGGCGAACUGCCCUCGGUAGCAAAGGAAAUCUAAAGCACGAGGAAGACAUUGAAGAGGACCAAACAGAAAGUGACAUACCUCAACAGCUUCUCUCUAUUCCUGACCUUCCACCAUCACUUAUUCCUCCCCCUCGGGGCGGAUGGAAAGUCCAAGUAAACACUGAAUGGGGUUGAUGAUUCAACAUUUGUUUUUGCAUAAAACCAUUUUUUUAAACAAAAUCUGAGACUAGCAAUUCCUAUAGAGCUAUAUUUAAAACAAGGCUCCUCUCAGGGGUAAGGCUUGAUGUCCUGAGAGGAAUGCAGGAUCACUAAGCAGAUGGAAAUUUAUUUUUUGUUAUAUUUUAACUAUACUUAAUCCUGUGUUGAGUCACUGGGGGAAUAACUGAUUUCAUGACCUAAUUUUUUAUACCAGCAACUGGAAAUGAUAAGAUUUACCCCCAUAAAGUUUCUGUUAAUAUGUUUUAGCGACAGGCCUCCUGCAGAUAUCUUGGAUUUAUGUUUUUAUAAAUGACAUGGUCUUUCAAAAACAUCAGUUUAUGUAUUCCUCUUAUCUGAGGUUGUGCUUAGAUGUAAACACUGUCUCUACAUUCAUUACACAAUACAGUGUUGACACCAGAAUCCUCAUUAAAAUGUGUUUUUGUGUGUAAA